GAAAGAAACAACGCAAAAUUCUAUUAAAUAUAAAGAAAAACGUAGAGAGAAGAAAAAGAGAGAAAAAAAAGAGAGUGGUUCUUCACACUCUCUCGCAUUUCACAGAUCAGAUCCAAACAUUCGAAUUUUCUAGAUCCAGUUUCAUUCUCAAUUUCCGAUUCUCAAUUCUCAAUUCUCGAUUUCAAUUGUUAUUAGGUUUUCUGAGAUCGAAUGGCGUGUAUCAAAGGGGUUAAUCGAUCGGCGUCAGUGGCGCUGGCGCCCGAUGCACCGUAUCUCGCUGCCGGUACUAUGGCCGGCGCCGUUGAUCUAUCUUUUAGCUCAUCGGCAAAUCUUGAAAUAUUCAAGCUUGAUUUCCAAUCCGAUGAUCCCGAACUGCCUCUUGUUGCUGAAUACCCUAGCUCCGACCGUUUCAACCGUUUAUCUUGGGGGAGAAACGGUUCUUCUUCUGAAGGUUUUUCUCUUGGACUCGUUGCUGGUGGAUUAGUCGAUGGAAACAUUGAUAUCUGGAAUCCUCUCACUCUGAUUCGUUCGGAGGAAAAUGAAAGUUCUCUAGUUGGACACCUUGUAAGGCAUAAGGGACCGGUUCGUGGACUUGAGUUUAAUACAAUUGCACCCAAUCUUCUUGCAUCUGGGGCUGAGGAUGGUGAAAUUUGCAUAUGGGAUUUGGCCAAUCCUUCAGAGCCUACACAUUUUCCACCAUUAAAGGGUAGUGGCUCUGCUUCCCAGGGGGAAGUUUCAUUCUUAUCUUGGAAUAGUAAAGUGCAACACAUAUUAGCAUCCACUUCAUAUAAUGGGACCACUGUGGUUUGGGACCUAAAGAAGCAAAAGCCAGUGAUAAGCUUUGCAGACUCAGUUAGACGGCGGUGCUCAGCUUUGCAGUGGAAUCCUGAUGUUGCUACACAACUUGUUGUUGCAUCAGAUGAAGACGGAUCUCCUUCUAUAAGGCUUUGGGAUAUGAGAAAUAUAAUGACACCGAUAAAGGAGUUUGAGGGGCACACUAGAGGGGUAAUUGCAAUGUCAUGGUGUCCCAAUGAUAGCUCUUAUUUGCUUACCUGUGGCAAGGAUAGCCGAACUAUAUGCUGGGACACUAUUUCUGGAGAGAUUGCCUAUGAAUUGCCAGCCGGAACUAACUGGAACUUUGAUGUGCAUUGGUAUUCUAAGAUACCUGGAGUAAUAUCAGCAUCUUCCUUUGAUGGAAAAAUAGGCAUAUACAAUAUUAAGGGUUGCCGUGGUUCUGGAGAGACUGAUUUUAGUGCAGCACCGCUGAGAGCUCCAAAAUGGUAUAAACGUCCUGCUGGUGUGUCAUUUGGCUUUGGAGGUAAACUUGUGUCAUUUCGUCCCAGUGCUUCAGGUUCUCCUGCUGGGGCUUCAGAGGUUUAUGUGCAUAACAUGGUCACUGAAGACGGUCUGGUGAGUCGAUCAUCUGAAUUUGAAGCUGCAAUACAGAAUGGGGAAAGAACUUUAUUAAGGGUUUUAUGUGAUAAAAAGACUCAGGAAUCAGAAUCCGAGGAGGAAAGGGAAACAUGGGGCUUUUUGAAGGUUAUGUUUGAAGAUGAUGGAACUGCAAGAACAAAACUUCUCACACACCUUGGUUUUAACGCACCAAGUGAAACAAAAGACACAGUUAGUGAUGAUAUUUCUCAGGAAGUAAAUGCUAUUGGACUUGAGGACACAGCUGUUAAUAACGUAGGGCAUGUGGCUACUACUGAAACCAAUAUUUUCUCUUCUGACAACGGGGAGGAUUUCUUUAACAAUCUUCCCAGUCCUAAAGCUGAGACUCCUCCAUCUAUGGCUGCAAGCAACUUUGUUGUUGCAGAUAAUGCAAAUGGUUCAGAGAAAAUCGAAGAUGAUGAUGUGGAAGUGGAAGAGAGCAGUGAUCCUUCAUUUGAUGACAGUGUUCAGCGUGCUUUAGUUGUUGGGGACUACAAGGGGGCAGUUUCUCAAUGCAUAUCUGCUAAUAAGUGGGCUGAUGCUUUAGUUAUUGCUCACGUGGGUAGUACCUCCUUGUGGGAAAGUACACGGGAUCAAUACCUUAAGAAGAACCGAUCACCAUACUUAAAGGUAGUUGAUAUUAUUACAUCUUACAAUCUGUUUAAAUUUCAUAUCCAACAAAAGUUGUCAAAUUCCUACCAGAUAUUUAUUUUUUGUAAAUCUCUUUCAUUUGUGGUUCAUUUCUAUUUUCAGGUUGUUUCAGCGAUGGUGAGCAAUGAUCUCUUAAGCCUUGUGAACACUAGGCCUCUAAAAUUCUGGAAAGAAACCCUUGCUCUUCUUUGCAGUUUUGCUCAGAGAGAUGAAUGGACUAUGCUUUGUGACACACUUGCUUCAAAACUCAUGGGGGCUGGCAAUACAUUAGCUGCAACUCUUUGUUUUAUAUGUGCUGGAAAUAUUGAUAAAACAGUUGAAAUUUGGUCAAGGAGCCUGUCAGAUGAGCAUGAGGGAAAAUCUUAUGUUGACCUUCUUCAGGAUUUGAUGGAAAAAACUAUUGUUCUUGCCUUGGCAACUGGGCAGAAGCGCUUUAGUGCCUCUCUGUGCAAGCUUGUUGAAAAAUAUGCUGAAAUCUUAGCAAGUCAAGGGUUGCUGACCACAGCAAUGGAGUAUCUAAAACUUUUGGGUUCUGAAGAACUUUCGACAGAACUUGUGAUAUUGAAGGACCGAAUUGCACUGUCUACGGAACCUGAGAAAGACUUAAAAACCACUGGUUUUGAAAAUUCUCAAUCACACGGUGGAUCCUUUUAUGGGGCUGAUAAUUCCAAUUAUAAUAUGAAUUAUUAUCAGGAAUCAGCAUCCCCUCAAGUGCCACAUAGUGUUCCUGGAGUUCAAUAUCCUGAUAGCUAUCAACAGCCAUUUGAUCCUAGAUAUGGGAGUGGGUACAAUACUCCUGUUCCACACCAGCAACCCCAACAACCCAAUUUGUUUGUUCCAUCACAGGCUACUCAGGUUCCCCAAGCUCCCCAGCUGAACUUCUCAAGUACUUCUGUAGCACCACCUCCCGUGAGAACUUUUGAUCCUCAAACUCCUCCCGUGCUUAAAAACGUGGAGCUAUAUCAGCAGCCCACAUUGGGUUCUCAAUUGUAUAAUACAAACAACAAUCCACCAUUCCAGCCUACCAAUCCACCUUACCAGCCUACACCUGCUCCAUCACAAAUGAACAUGGGUCAUGGCCACAACUUGCCACAUGUUGCGGCACCUACCUCAAAUCCAAUGGGAUUCAUGCCAAUCCCUAGUUCUGCUGGCGUUCAAAGACCUGGGGUGGGAUCAAGUCAACCUCCCAGUCCCCCUCAGCCACAACCUAUUCAACCGGCUGCUGCACCGGCAGCUCCACCACCUACCGUGCAGACUGCUGAUACUUCAAGAGUACCUGCACACCAAGUGCCUAUUGUCAACACAUUGACAAGACUUUUCAAUGAGACAUCGGAAGCACUGGGAGGUCCACGCGCAAAUGUACCAAAGAAGCGGGAGAUAGAAGACAACUCAAAGAAACUUGGUGGGUUGUUUGCGAAGUUGAACAGUGGGGAUAUCUCCAAAAAUGCUUCUGAUAAGCUCCUUCAGCUUUGUAAGGCGAUAGACAUUGGUGAUUUUACUGAAGCCCUUCAAAUUCAGGUUCUUCUCACUACUACUGAAUGGGAUGAAUGCCAGACCUGGUUAGGUCCACUGAAGCGAAUGAUCAAGACAAAGCAAAGUGUGAGAUUAAGUUGAAAAGUAACAGAUUUUGUUUUGCUGAUUUUGGAGAAUUUUCAUGUGAUUAGCAAUUUGCAGUAGUGAUUGUUGAUACUCUCAUCAUCGUCCACAAGCCUACUGCCUCUAGAUUGAAGCUGCAGGGUUUUGGUUUUAUGCACUUCUACAAUUUCUAGCAGUGUGUGCAGCUUUCACAUCGACUGUUAUUAAAAGCUGUUACUUAAAGUAGUUUUCAGGAAAUGAUUGGAAAAAUUUAGCAGAUUGUUUUACGACCAAUAUUUGUAAUAGAAGUGCUUUUGUCCGUUUGUUUGUUCUUAAAAUUUCAGAUGGUUUUUUCCUCACCACACCCACCCCUUUGAUACCAAUGGUGAUGCUCCAAGCUGUUUUAGUGUCAGUUAUAGUUGAUAAUUUCCUUUUCUUUGAAAGAAUUUUUGUAUCACACCAGUCAUACAAGUAUUGAUUUAAUUGCCAAACAAUUGAAUAAUGUAGUAUAAAUUCUUGAA
Messenger RNA from Trifolium pratense (red clover), 4178 nucleotides. RefSeq names its product protein transport protein SEC31 homolog B. Gene Ontology annotation, cellular component: endoplasmic reticulum exit site; COPII vesicle coat. Bases 211 to 3696 code for a protein of 1161 amino acids. The record is from RefSeq and is a predicted model, not a curated record. Gene Ontology annotation, biological process: intracellular protein transport; endoplasmic reticulum organization; COPII-coated vesicle cargo loading. NCBI's taxonomy places the organism in Eukaryota, Viridiplantae, Streptophyta, Magnoliopsida, Fabales, Fabaceae. The transcript has 21 exons. Gene Ontology annotation, molecular function: protein binding; structural molecule activity.